Messenger RNA from Hyla sarda, 3518 nucleotides. RefSeq names its product myocyte enhancer factor 2D (gene MEF2D). The transcript is spliced from 11 exons. The record is from RefSeq and is a predicted model, not a curated record. Gene Ontology annotation, molecular function: protein dimerization activity; RNA polymerase II cis-regulatory region sequence-specific DNA binding; DNA-binding transcription factor activity, RNA polymerase II-specific. Lineage: Eukaryota; Metazoa; Chordata; Amphibia; Anura; Hylidae. The coding region runs from base 471 to 2000 and encodes 509 amino acids. Gene Ontology annotation, biological process: positive regulation of transcription by RNA polymerase II; cell differentiation.
UCACUGCCCUUUACCCGCUGACGGCAGAGGUCCUCUCUGUCACUCAGGACAAGCCGUGUGAGUGUGUGUGGUGGGGGGGACCUUCCACACUGUUUUAGUGACAAACUGGGGACACUUCUUCUUCUUCGCCGAUCCUGGUGGCAUCGAGAGACGGGAGACCGAGAGGCCACUUCUUCUUCUUCUCCUUGUUCUUCUUCUCAAUCUCCACACUCCCCUGUUCUUGCUCCAGUCUCCAGGGCCACUUCCCGGAGGAAGAGGGCCGGGAAUAAGACAGUCAUCGUGGCUCCCUGCUCGUAAAACUGAAGGCGGCGAAAACCCCUGCGAACAUCUGGACUCAGCGGACAAGUAACAUGAACUGAAGGGAGACGAGCAGGGGACUGUGUGCAAUCGUAAAGACAAGGGGGGGAUCAAAAACGGGAACCCAUUCUCCGCAAGGUCCUUCGCUUGGACAGUGAGGAUUUACAGGAACCAUGGGGAGGAAAAAGAUUCAGAUCCAGAGGAUCACUGAUGAGCGGAACAGACAGGUGACGUUCACGAAGCGCAAAUUCGGCCUGAUGAAGAAGGCCUAUGAGCUCAGCGUCCUGUGCGACUGCGAGAUCGCGCUCAUCAUCUUCAACCACUCAAACAAACUGUUCCAGUACGCCAGCACCGACAUGGACAAAGUGCUGCUGAAAUACACAGAGUACAACGAACCGCACGAGAGUCGGACUAAUGCGGACAUUAUAGAGACAUUAAGAAAGAAAGGUUUUAAUGGGUGCGACAGCCCCGAACCGGACGGGGAUGACUCCAUUGACCAGAGCCCUCUCAUGGAAGACAAAUAUCGCAAAGCCAGCGAGGACUUGGAUAUUCUAUUCAAACGCUAUGGUUCUGCAGUUCCUGCACCGAAUUUUCCUAUGCCAGUUACUGUACCUGUGUCCAAUCAGAAUACACUGCAGUUCAGCAACCCCGGGGGGUCUCUGGUCACACAGUCUCUGAUGACGGCCUCGCUCACAGACCCCCGGCUCCUGUCGCCGCAGCCGCCUAAUCUACAGAGGAACACAGUGUCUCCAGUGCUACCUCAGAGGCCAGCCAGUGCAGGAGCGAUGCUCGGGGGAGACCUUAACAAUUCUAAUGGAACCUGUCCAAGCCCCGUAGGCAACGGCUACAUAAGCGCACGCGCCUCGCCGGGCCUCAUACCGGUAUCGAACGGAAACACCUUGGGCAAAAUCCUCCCGGCCAAAUCGCCGCCAUCUCCAUCCCAGAACAAUCAGCUCGGAGCCAACAGCCGCAAACCGGACUUGCGCGUCAUCACCUCACAAGGUGGCAAGGGGUUAAUGCAUCACUUGACGGAGGAUCAGCUGGAAAUGAAUGCACAGAGGCUAGGAGGAGUCUCCCAAGCAACUCACUCCUUAACCACGCCCGUCGUUUCGGUGGCGACACCCAGUUUACUGUCACAUCAUGGACUGCCUUUUUCUGCCAUGUCCACAGCGUACAACACAGACUACCAGUUGACCAGCGCGGACUUAACUUCGCUCUCCACGUUCAGCUCUCCGGGAGCCCUGUCACUAGGAAACGUGUCCGCCUGGCAACAACAGCACCAACAACAACAACAGCAGCAACAACAACAGCAACAACAACAUCAACAACACCACCACCAAGCGCAGCAGAUGAUUCCAGUGUCGUUAAGUAAUCUGAUAUCCAGCGGACAGCUCUCACACACCGCCACGCUGACGGUCAACACCAACCCCAACAUCAACAUCAAGAAGGAACCCCCAUCUCCCAACCGCGAACGGAACACGGGCACCCCUCUGACGUCGUACUCUCACCAGGCCCGGCACGACGCCACCGGCCGCUCUCCCGUCGACAGCCUCAGCAGCAACGCAAGCUCCUUCGAGGGCAACGACAGGGAUGACGGCAGGGCCGACUACACCACCACGCUCGGGCUGCUGAGACCUUCGGGUGACACGGAAGGGGAGAGCCCGUCCGUAAAACGCAUGCGGCUCGACGCAUGGGUAACAUAACUGCUCCGCACAUCCGUCCCCCCCCCCCCUCGCCUCAUUCUUACGGGGAUGAGGUGCUGACCGGGAGAGGGAUAGGCAGACGGGAGCUAGUCACCAGUGAGGUUUAAUGCUGUAGGGUGGGAACCUAUCAUUAACUGCCUGAGAUAUAGCUUUAGUAUUUGGUAGGUGUUCUUCCUAGUCCAGCGCUUCAGGCAAUGUCUGCAGAGGACGUGGGACUCCAUGGCUGCAUUUACAAACCUACGCUGACUACAACUCCAGCCCUCCAAAGCCCACCGCUUACCUUGUUGUUUCGUCGACCACAGCUGCUAAAGUCAAUCUUCGCCACUGCCCUCCGUACACUUGCUCACCGCCUCACCCCGCUCUGCUUAUCCCAAGAGAUCUGUCCAUGGGGCCACCCGCCAAUUGGGGUGGGGGGCAGCUUUCACCGUCUAUUACUGGGUUGCUUGAAAGGGAAGCUGCAGACUCUGAUUUUAUUAUUAUUAUUAUAAUUAUUAUUUUUUAUUUUUUCGGCAUUCACGAAACGGUAAGUCCAAAAUGGCCGUCGGACGGAGCAGCAGCGGCCCUCUUGACAAACUGGAAAAUUGAAUUCCUCGCUGCUUCAUGGAACUUUUCAAUGGGGUCUUUUUUUUUUUUUUUUAAUCAAUUGUAAAGAAACCGGGUAGAUUAUUGGGAUCUUCACCACGGAGAGAGAGAGAAAAAAAGAAAGCCGCCAUCUUCCCACCAUUCACCGGUGAGACGAAAAAGAAAAGAAAAAACACAGACGGGACCGUCCAGAGAUCAAGCUAUGUAGACAUAUCUUUUAAGAAAAAAAAAACAAAAAAACUGUGACUGCACUGUCAACCCAUACCCUCCCGCCACCACCACGCCGCCACCUCCGCAAGCCAUGGAGCUCUAUCAUAAUGCAGACAAUGCCUUUUUAAAAGAGAGAGAGAGAAAAAAAAAAUUACAAAAAAAAUUAAUAAAAAAUAAAAAAAACAAAACAAGAAAUAUAUAUAAUAUAUACAUAUAUAUAUUUAUUCUUUUAGAUGCGGUUUUCUUAAUUUUGGAGGAAAAAAAGCUCAGUGUAUGAUUUCACUCCCACCCCAGCACAGGAUUUCCGGGUCGCAUUACAGGCGAGAAUGGGAAUUUCUAACGUGUAAAAGGCAGUAUGACUGCAAGAGAGAUGCCAUAGCCCAUCUAACCCCCCCCCCCCCCCCCAACACUCUAAAUUCGGAAGUGAAAUCAUAUUAGAUCUUUUUAUAUUCAAAGCCGUUUCCCGGCUUGGAAUUAAAGGGUUAAAUUUGACUAGGGGUCCAGGUACACAUCCAUAGCAGCCCGCUCAUUGCCCGGUCAGGACACCUGACAGACACUGCCACCUAUCGAAAACUGACGAUAUUUUUGUUGCUGUUUUGUUAGAAUUGUUUACCUUGGGGAGAGCUAAUUUGCAUUUUUUUUUUUUCCCACGGAGCAUUGCUACAAAGACUCCAUAAUCGGCUGAUCUCCUUAAGGUGUGGUCUCCCAACCAGUAUGCCUCCAGCU